Molecule: messenger RNA, 1752 nt
Organism: Danaus chrysippus (African queen)
Lineage: Eukaryota; Metazoa; Arthropoda; Insecta; Lepidoptera; Nymphalidae
Source: the annotation of a GenBank genome assembly
AUGGAAAACCAACCUUCCCGCAAUAAAACGAAAAGGUACUUUGACACCGCGCCUGAAAAGGACGAAAAGACUCAAAAUAAGAAUGAAAAUGUCAAAGUAUAUACUGUAAAGAGUACUGCAAAGUUACUGAAAAUUCAGAAAUAUAAGGAACAAAAUUUAAAUCGCAGAAAGAAAGCUUUUAUAAAUAACAAUAAAAUAAAAAAGAAUUUUCCCAAUAAAGCUCCAAUUGAUCCCAAAAAAUUGGAACUUCAUUCAAGGGGUGAAGGUUUUACUGGACAAGGGGUAUUGCAUCCGCUUCAUUUAUUGAAAUUAAAGAAAAGAGAAAAGAAAUUCAAAUAUGCUCAAGAGCAGGCUGCAAGAGCUGAUAUUUUAUUGACGGAAGGACAGGGGUAUUUAGAAGUAGAUGAAGAUAACAGAACCACAUCCAUUAACCAAAAAGUAAUAGCUGAUAAUGUAGACAUCACAGCUGCAACUAAAAUAUUUGAAUUAAAUCUUGAUUUUGGUCCAUACAAUGCCAAAUAUUCCCGCAACGGUAGGCAUUUACUUUUGGGUGGUAAAAAAGGACAUUUAGCAGCUUUUGACUGGGUAACAAAGAAACUGCAUUUUGAAAUUAAUGUCAUGGAAUCUAUUCAUGAUAUGAGUUGGCUACAUGUUGAAACUAUGGUUGCAGCAGCUCAAAAAGAAUGGUUAUACAUAUAUGACAAUACAGGAACUGAAAUACACUGUGUUAAAAAAUUAGACAAAAUACUUAAAAUGGAGUUUUUGCCUUAUCAUUUUCUACUAGCUACUGUUAAUGAAUAUGGAUUUAUGUCAUGGCUGGACAUUUCUAUAGGAGAAAUAGUUGGUCAUUAUAAUAAUAAUAUGGGGAGGACAUCAGUUAUGACUCAGAAUCCAUAUAAUGCUACAGUAUGUUUGGGAAAUCCCAAAGGUGUUGUAUCAAUGUGGUCACCAAGCUCAAAAAAGCCAUUGGCAAAAAUUUUGUGCCACAAAACACCAUUAACUGCUGUUGCUGUUGAUAAUAGGGGCAUGUACAUGGCUACAUCAGGUGUUGAUAGGAGCUUAAAAAUCUGGGAUAUAAGAAACUUAGAUGGACCACUACAACAUUAUAAAUUGCGCAGUGCUCCUGUACAUCUUGAAUUUUCCCAAAAAGAAAUGUUAGCUGUUGCAUUAGGAAAUAAUGUGGAAGUGUAUAGUGAUUGUUGUAUAACAACAACAGAGAAACCUUACCUCAGGCACAGAAUGGCAAAAGAAAUAUCUAACUUUAAAUUUUGUCCUUUUGAAGAUGUUUUGGGUAUUGGCACUACUGGGGGAUUCACCAGUAUAAUUGUACCAGGCAGCGGUGAACCUAACUUUGAUGCACUGGAAAGUAAUCCAUUCCAAAAUAAGAAACAAAGGAAGGAGGCAGAAGUCAAGGCAUUGCUUGAAAAGAUACCCGCAGAACUUAUUACUCUUAAUCCAUUUGAAGUUAUGGAAGUAGAUGUGCCAUCAAUGCAGGACAGAAUGGAAGCUCGCAAUAGUCUUUUGUACCUAAAACCAAGAAAUAUUGACUUUACACCAAAACACAAGAAGAAAGGAAAGACUAACAUUGCUAGAAAGAAAAUUAUAAAAGAUGCAGCUCGAAAGAAAUUUAUCAACCAAUCAAUAGAAGCAAAGAAGAUUCUUAAACAACCAGAAGAAGAUAAAAAUUCAAAACCCAAACAAUCAUUUGGAGUUUUGGACAGAUUUGUAUCGAAACCCAAGGUUAAAAAAUAA